UUUGCAACUUGCUCUCUUGCUCGACAUUGACGACAUUUCUUGAUUUAAGGUGUGGUGGUGAAUCGGAUAUUUCUAUGGAACAAUCAGCAAUUAAACAAGGAUUAUGAUUUGUUCCAAUAAGUCUUACUGCUGACUGAAAUAUAGAAAUAGCAUGUUUGGUGAACGCAAGUGCUUCAUCAGGAAUUUGGUCCAAGUACGAAAUUGGUACAGAAUUGGAAGGAGGAUCUGUUAUUUUGUCUCACCUUCAGUAGUUAGAUAGAAGAGGGAUCCAAUUCUGAAAACAUUCCUAGAGUUCUUUGAACGCAGAUCAGCACGCAAAUAUGAACUGCAGCUGUGAGGUGCAUGAAAGUAUCAAAUGGUUUCAGCUCGUGCUCUACAUUCCUGCUCUUAUCGUUGGAUUAAUACUCAAUGCAUUGGCCUUGCAAACAUACUGCUGCAAAUUUAAAAAAUGGACAGAAACGACAAUUUAUAUGACAAACCUAGCUAUUUCUGACCUUGUGGUGCUUGUUACUUUGCCUUUCAAGAUUUACAGUUAUCAAUACACUUAUGUUAAUAAGACUUCAUGUAUAGUGAUUAAAAUUCUGUACAGAAUCAAUAUAUGCAUCAGCAUAUUUAUUAUUACUUGCAUAAGUAUAGACAGGUACAUUGCAAUAAAAUAUCCAUUUAAGGCAAUGGUACUGAGAUCACCAACAAAAGCAGCAGUGGUAUCUGCUGUGGUCUGGAUUUUUACAAUUGUGUGGACCAUUAGUUUUUCAGUUGUGUAUCAUUUUUCACACAAUGAAACCAGUGGAACAGACUCAGACAUAACCUGCAUUGCAAAGGCAUACAGCAAAAGCGUUUAUGUUAUUCCAAAUUUAAUAUUACAUUUAGCUAUUCCACUGAUCAUUGUGGCUGUUUGCUCAUUCGGAAUUAUCAAAUCACUUCAGCAAAGAAACAUAUCAAACCCAGGAGGCUUGAACAUGAGGAAGACAAUGCGAAUCAUUGUUGCAAAUGCUGUAGUCUUUAUUGUUUGCUUUUUGCCUUUCAACAUAAUAGUUUUUGUUCAAGUUGUGAUGAGCCACAUGCAAGUGGAUUGUACUGUGCUGCGUCAGGUGUGCCCCUUCCAUCAAAUGACAGAAUGCAUAGCCAACAUCAACUGCUGCCUCGACGGAUUUUGCUUUUAUUUUGUUGCCACUGAAGCAUCUGAACUUUAUAAAAAUCAAAAUCAUCAGCCAAAUGGCACUGAUAAUGAUCAGAACAUGACAUUUCUCUCACUGUGGAGAUCUGACUAGUGGAAGAGCUGCCUACUUAGAGUUUAAUUCCUGAUGCAUAUAGAAUUGUCCUUGGAAACAUAUGCUAAGUUACGUAAUUGUAAUCUGCUGUUAUGCUUACAUUAUUUGAUUAUAAAACUCUGAAAACCUCAGAAACUUUUCCAACAAGCAUUCCUUCCCGGCUUUACAUCCUUUUAUUUACACUGAAUGACACGCUGACAGCUUGGUAUUUAAUAAAGAC
This is a messenger RNA of Chiloscyllium plagiosum (whitespotted bambooshark), 1491 nucleotides long. Its product is annotated as G protein-coupled receptor 35-like. Gene Ontology annotation, cellular component: plasma membrane. Gene Ontology annotation, molecular function: G protein-coupled receptor activity. The record is from RefSeq and is a predicted model, not a curated record. Lineage: Eukaryota; Metazoa; Chordata; Chondrichthyes; Orectolobiformes; Hemiscylliidae. Gene Ontology annotation, biological process: positive regulation of Rho protein signal transduction; phospholipase C-activating G protein-coupled receptor signaling pathway.